AUGGAUCUGAUUCCUCUUCAAAUAAAUACUGAUAAUAAUAACAACACAGAACAACAUUGCAAAGGAUGUGAUAAAGAUCGUCCUUGUAGUUUGUUCAUUGAUAAUAAUAAAACAUUUCAAGGUAAUUCUAAAGAACGAACAAAUCAAAUAAUUGAAGUAAUAUCAGAUGUAGACGAAUAUAAAUGGAU
Molecule: messenger RNA, 188 nt
Organism: Dentiscutata heterogama
Lineage: Eukaryota; Fungi; Glomeromycota; Glomeromycetes; Diversisporales; Gigasporaceae
Source: the annotation of a GenBank genome assembly